AUGAUCUCGUGGAACACGGGCUCUGAGGAGACCUCAGGAAAGCAUGCACCGGUUCUGGUGUUGGCUGCCCUUAUGGCUGCCUCCCUCGCCCGCCCUGAAUCACCCUCAGGGCACCCUUCACCACCCAACAAUACCCCUGCCUACCCUAGACCAUCAUAUGCUGUUCCUGCUUAUCCGGAUUUUCCUGCUAGGUACAGCUCCCAGUUUGCUGUCAAGGACGACUCCGGCAACGACUUCGGCCAUGAAGAGUCUCGCGACGGCCACGACACCCAGGGAACGUAUUACGUCCAGCUUCCCGACGGUCGUGUGCAGAAGGUGACUUACGUCGUCAACGGCGACUCCGGCUUCGUACCUGAAAUAAGCUACGAGGGCGAGGCCAAGUAUCAGCCCAUCCCCGCUCAAAGCUACAAGCCUGACCCCAGCUACAAGCCUGACCCCAGCUACAAGGCCGCUCCCAGCUACAAGCCUGACCCCAGCUACAAGCCUGACCCCAGCUACAAGGCCGCUCCCAGCUACAAGCCUGACAGCUAUACGCCCACCCCAGCUUAUGCAUGA
Molecule: messenger RNA, 555 nt
Organism: Procambarus clarkii (red swamp crayfish)
Lineage: Eukaryota; Metazoa; Arthropoda; Malacostraca; Decapoda; Cambaridae
Product: cuticle protein 7-like
Cellular component (GO): extracellular matrix
Source: RefSeq, a predicted model, not a curated record